Daphnia pulex (common water flea) is the source of this 1793-nucleotide messenger RNA. RefSeq lists its product as uncharacterized. The record is from RefSeq and is a predicted model, not a curated record. Gene Ontology annotation, molecular function: protein binding. Bases 107 to 1681 code for a protein of 524 amino acids. The transcript has 4 exons. Lineage: Eukaryota; Metazoa; Arthropoda; Branchiopoda; Diplostraca; Daphniidae.
GAACAGCAGACGAAAAAUGUUAUGUUUAUUUUUUGACAAACCGAAAGAAACGCGAAAGCAUUAUUGACAUAGAAAGACAAACAAAAUACUUGAAAGUGCAUACAAAAUGGCUUCUAGAUGGAGACCUAAAAAUAGAAGACAAAUUCUUCAGCUUGAUGAUGAAGGAUCGCAGAGUCCUUCAAUUCAAAACAACCCUCCAAUGGGCAAUCCUCCUGUAGCUCCUAGUGCACCAACCAAUAAACUCCAUGCUUUGUUGGGACACUACAAUUCUGACGAUGAAGAUAGCAAUAAAGAAGACGAAGAUUCGGAAUUUAAAGAUUUUAUGAAUGAAAUCAAAUCAACGGAAGAGGUUCCAGCACCUACAACUCCUUCGGUUUGGCAAGAGCUAUGGGAUCCUCAAUCAGGACAACCUUACUUUUGGCAUACACUCACAAACGAGCUGACUUGGGAAAAACCCCAGGACCUGCUAAAACCACCUAUGUCUAAGUCCAGCGUUGCAUCAACUAAAGUAAACACAAAUCCAAGCAUCCAGGAAGAAAGUAAAGCUGUCCCACCAGGGAAUUCUGCAAUAAAGCAAGAACUUCCAAUCAAAACUUUUGUUGCUGUAUCAACACCUACAGUUGAAAAGCUAAACGUUCCUGAACCAAUGAAGAAAGAAGAAGGAAAAGUGAGCUUUAAAAUCGGUGCUUCUGAAAAGAAUCUCAAAACUGGACCAGAAUUAGCACAGGCCAAAACCAACGGUCGCUUGACUAUCGAUGUCGACAGUAUUAUUGCAGCCAUUGAAAUGGAAGUUCCUCCAGAUCACAAAACGGAAACUUUUAUUCCUUUAUUUCGAAGGCGUCCACAACAAUCCAACGACUCGCGCCCGAAGCUCGGCAAUGAUUUUAAAAAGUUUUUCCCUCUUACUCACCAUCCCGUUCUCGAUCUCGAGGUGAGACCAGAUUCGCCACUUAAAAUCGUCAACACUUUCAAGGGAUUGGGUUUCCAAGAGAAAGAAGAUAUCCCGGUUUCUACUCCUGUUCAAAAAGUCCAGUUCAUUGCAGGAGAAAUCCUGAAACCAUUAGUGGUUGUACCGCCAGUUGCUCCAUUAACUGUUGCCCAAAAAAUCACACGAUUGGAGAAUCACUUGAGCUCGCAGGAACUACCCUCUAUUGGAAUUUCAACUGAACAAUUAACUGCCCAGUUGGAAAUCUUGAAAGAAGCCUGGAACCUAAAGAAACUCGAGACAGAUUUUCUAGAAGAAUGGCUGGAUAAAAUGGAAAACAAGUUUAAAGAAGAAACAGUCAAACCAGAAACUCAUCAAGAUCAAGUCAUCGAUAUGGUGCUAGAAGAUUCGGACGGUGAGAGACCCUCAACCCCGCCUGCAGAAUGCACUGUAGUUGCCAAAAGUGAAGAUGUUGCAGAAUGUUUAGACUCGGCAUUGAACUCGUUCUACACCGAUCUGGCUUCUCUGGAUACUGUUACACCCAAUUCACCAGUCGUCCCAGUCGAGCCAGCAGUAGCACCGGAGGUUGCAACACCAGCAGAGAUAGCAAUCGCCUCAGUGGCCGAGUCGACUACUUUGGUCGUAGAAGAAGAAACGAGUAACGAACCCGUCAAGGGGAUUAAACGGACAAAAAUGUCAUCAGAUAUGACGUCGUUAGUAGCCAAGUGGCAAAAAAUUCACCAGACAAACACUUAAUUCAAUAGGUUCACAGGUUCAAAAUGAUUCAAUAUCUGUUGUUGAAUCAUCGUGAAAUGACCGUCUUGUAAAUAACCAUUUCUCAAAUACAUCAAUUUGAAUUUUCCGUCAU